AUGUCCAUUAUUGCAACCGCAUUUACUGCAUUUUGGUCUUGUUGCAGACUUGGGGAAUUGUUCAUAGAUUCCGUCAAUUCAUUUAAUCCUACACGCCAUGUAUCACACAACACACCUCUGCAUCAUGGUCUUACUCCUACUGUAUUCCCCUUUAUCGUCUUAACAAUUCCUUGGACGAAAAUGUUGCAUACCGAAGGAGCGAGCAUAGUGACAUCUGCAACAUUCCUGGAGACGUACCUUUCUUUGCUUUUGAGACAGAUACUGUUACAAGAACAUCUAGAUGCUUGGGCCCCUACCAUUUUUCUCCUUAUCCUCCUCGUCUCAGUCCUUGCAUCACACCCUUACCCCAACCUCACUCUCAUUAUUCUCGUCAUCCUUGCUUUCCCCUUUGCUCUCUACCUGUCGCUCCAGCAGAGCCAGUACAUCUGGCCAGACUCUUUCUCUGACAAAGCAUACCCGUGCUCUGUUUCACCCAUUGACUGA
Suillus bovinus is the source of this 483-nucleotide messenger RNA. RefSeq lists its product as uncharacterized. The transcript has 3 exons. NCBI's taxonomy places the organism in Eukaryota, Fungi, Basidiomycota, Agaricomycetes, Boletales, Suillaceae. The record is from RefSeq and is a predicted model, not a curated record. Bases 1 to 483 code for a protein of 160 amino acids.